This is a messenger RNA of Achroia grisella, 3009 nucleotides long. RefSeq names its product protein Skeletor, isoforms B/C (gene knk). The record is from RefSeq and is a predicted model, not a curated record. Bases 144 to 2201 code for a protein of 685 amino acids. The transcript is spliced from 13 exons. Lineage: Eukaryota; Metazoa; Arthropoda; Insecta; Lepidoptera; Pyralidae.
UGUGACACAUUGUCAGACAGAAAACCGGAAACAAGUCAAUACCAAGUUAAACUUACUUUGGCGAAAACAAAAAUGUUAUGAAUAGUGACCUUUUAUUUUGAAAGUUUGUUCUUUAUUUAUCUAUAAGUUCUUGUUAAAUAAAAAUGAGACUAUAUGUGAUUAGGACUUGUUUAAUUUUAGUUACGAUCACUGCACAAUGUCGAACACAGGAGGACGAGGAUGGCCCAUACCUAGGCAAAUACAUCGGGAAACUGAACACGUAUCACCACCAGGUUUCAGGUGAUGUGUAUGCAGUAGAUGACUGGACAAUUCUAUUAGUCAAAUUUAAUUAUGAUGGCACAGGAGAAGACACAUUUUUCUGGGCUGGCGACUCAGGCCGUCCUGGCCCGCAAGGCUUCAUAAUUCCAGAUGAACAUGGGAAGACCAAUAUAUUGGAGCGGUAUCAUGACACGGAGAUCCGGCUGCCCCUUCCUGAGGGCAAGCGGUUGUCACGUACUAAGUGGUUUGCAGUAUAUGAUAUCGCGAGUCAGAAUGCCUUCGGAGAUGUGUAUGUCCCCGAUGACUUUGAGCCGCCGGCGCCUCGCUCCCUGGCUGCCUUGUCAGGUUCGGGCACACCAGCUGUCUCCAGUCAGCCGGUACAGGUGCUUGACUCCAUCACGAUUCUUAUCCCCGAGCUCAAGUACGACGGAAAUGGCGAGGAUGUGUAUUUCUGGACAGGCAACGGAGCGCAACCGUCUGCCAACGGACAGAUUGUACCUGACGAAUAUGGAUACUUGGAGCCUCUGCGCACAUACCGUGGGGAGGACGUGCGCCUGCGUCUACCGGGUGACCUGACCGUCUCCCGCAUCGACUGGCUCGCUCUGUGGGACCGCUCGCAGCGUCGCGCGCUCGCGUCCGUACUAAUACCGCGCGCACUUAACGUGCCGCCCGCAGCCUCGCGCAUACUCGACUACAGAUCGACGCUACCUAACUGCAAACAACUACAUAGAGAUUACCAAGUAUCAUGGGAGGUGUUUGGUAACCAAAUUACAAUAGAACUCGCCGCUCAGAUGGAGGAGGAUGACUACAUGGCAUUUGGUAUCUCGGGCAACUCGUCGCGGACGGCGAUGCUGGGCGCGGACGUGGCCGUAGCACAGUACUCGCGCAAGCUACAGGCCGGGCUCGUUGCAGAUUAUAACGUCACCGCCGUCGCACCUUGCGUGCAGGUUCUGGGCGCGUGGCGUGGCGUGUGCCGGGAUACAUUACUGGGAGCUCUCGAUUCCAAUCAGGUGUUUGGCGCUGUUCGCGCCGACGGACUCACGCGCGUCACCUACCGCCGAACGCUCAAGCCUGAGGACAGUACAGACCUGGAGUGGGUAACAAAUGGCCCCGCGUAUGUAGUGUGGGCGGUUGGCGCUCUCGACUCAUCUCGUGAACCAUCGUUCCACCGGCUUUACCCGCGCGGUGACGUCGCACUACAUCUAGUGCCCGUGCCAGCACCGACGAAUGACUGCGUGCCCUUCACUGUAGGUUCGCCUGAGGGCGGCGCGGCGUGGGAGGUGGCGGAGCUGUUCGACCCGGCGCUGCGCGUGUUCCAGUUCCGGCUCGGACCGAGCGGCGGCCGGCGCGGGCUCGCCGGACGAGCCGGCCGCCGCGCCGCGCCCGCGCUCGCCUUCUACGUCAACGGACAGCUCGCGCCCGACCUCCAGCUGCGCCGGGGCCUACAGUACACCUUCAAGGUGUACGGCGGCAACGACCCGCAUUCUGCGGACGAGUACCACCCGCUGAUAGUGACAGCGGAGGCCACGGGCGGGUUGGAGCGGCUGUCUGCGGAAGCGCAGCGUGCGACGCGCGUGCUGGCCGGCGUGCACUACCCGCGCCGCGGACGGCUGGCGCCCGCAGCUGCUGGAGGCCUCUGUAUAGGUCGCCGGCCGCCUGCGACGGACGCGCGGCGGGACGACGAUUAUGCGACGUUCCGCGCGUUCAACCGUUCGCUGCAGUGGGACUGCUCCGGCUCGCCCGCAGAACUACACAUCGCACCGAACUCCUCCUGGCCGGACCUCGUCUAUUAUAACUCGUUCACGCAUGCAGGUAUGGGUGGAAGAAUCUUCAUUGUAGAUCGCCAUCGUCGCAACAUCGGUCGUCGCAACAACGCUAUCGUCUUUGUCCCCAGCUCGCUUUUCGUCUUAGCGGCGCUCGGGCUACUCUUAUGGCAGCAGUGAAGCCAAGUCAGGCUUACGAGUGCAGUUGGCGUAGUUCAAAGUUGUAUUGUGCUUCCAAAACAAUACAAUAAUGCUCAAUUACUUGUAAACAGUGCAUCUGACCAUUAAAAGAAAACCAGCGAUGAAAACUUCGCUUAAUUAAACAGUUAAACCGUUUCUUCAUAUGAUAAUAAUAUACUUAGUUAUACAGGUAAGCUACGUAUCUAUAGUAUUUUAUAGUUACUUUCAUAAUACUUUUUGUAUCUUCUAUUUAAAUUGGGGUUUAUUGAACUAUUGACAUAAGUACUUUAGCCACAAAUUGAUUUCCUUUGUAAGCUGUUUCAGUUGUAGAGUGACACUGUCUGACUGAAUUACACGAUGAUUAUCUUGUAAUUCAGUCAGACAUCUUAGACUCGGGAAUAGCAAGUAUCAUGGGUGCCACAUGUUUCUGUAGUACUGUUGAAGUAAAUAGGUGACUGUUACUGCUUUACCAUCAGGUGGGCCGUCAGCUUGUUUGCCAUUACGUAUAUAUUACAUCUUGACAGAACAAUUGAGUAACAACUCUAUCUAAACACUCUUAAGUCUUCCAAUCUUUGCAAUUUCGCAUGUUAUAUACACAUAUAUUUAUUUAUUUCUUUAUCCUUAAAACCAAUAUCUUCUCUCAUUUUACUUUGACGUCUUAAUUAUUAAUACAGCCUGUUACCAGCACUUCACAUAUACUAUGUUGCCUUCAAGCAAUUAUGAUCCUAUAGAUAUGUCACAGUAUUACAAUACGCCCCUUACUAGAAAAUAUUAAGAGAGAGCUUUCAGCGAAAUAACGAAUUAUGAU